AGGACUGGGAGGGGAAGUGGGCGGUCGCUGGAUCAGUGUUGGCCCCCAGUCCCGGCAGGAGGCACAGGAUGCGUUGCCUCAGCGCCAAGCACCUGUUGAGUGUCCGCCCCGGGGGAAGGGACCCAGGGGUAGGUUACCGGGAGAAAUGGGUUCAGGCUCCUCCUACACGCACCUGCCCCACCAGGACAAUUCUGCCGUUCCCGAUCCGCGCUGAUAAAGCCCGGCGCUCCGAGCCCUGGGCACCUCUGGAGGGGGACCUGGGAUCCCACUGCGGUGCUGGGGCACGACCGUGGGGCCGUCUCCAGGUGCACUGCCAGGUUUCUGCAGAGAGAACCCCCAGGCAACGACAGUGGAGACCGCAGAUUUAUAGGAAAUGCACAGAUACGACGUGGUUGUUCUUGUUCUUUCUUUUUUGGACGGGUUUGAUGUUCAUCACAGGUUACUCGGUGGUCGCUGGAGCCACAGGAAGACUUCUCUUUGGCUAUGACAGCUUUGGCAAUGUGUGUGCCAAGAAGAGCUACCCAGUAGAAGGGGCUCCUCUUUCAGGGCAGGACAUGACCCUAAAAAAACAUGUGUUCUUUAUGAAUUCCUAAGUCAAGGAUGGCAGGCUUGUUUCCACUGCCCUCUGUGUAUCCAACUGUCCUGAAGAGAAGCUCGAUACCCUGGAAGAGAUCCAGCUCUUUGCAAAGAACAGUGGGUCCUUCCUGUGUGUUUAUAGUUUGAAUUCUUCCAACUACACUCAGAAUGCACAUGCAGACUCAUUGUGCCCCAGGCUACCAGUUCCUCCAAGCAAGUCUUUUCCCUUGUUCAAUCGAUGCAUUCCUCAAACACUGGAAUGCUAUUCUCUGUUUGCAUCUGUUUUGGUAAAUGAUGUUGACACCCUCCAUCGAAUUCUAAGUGGAAUAAUAUCAGGAAGAGACACAAUCCUUGGCCUGUGUAUCCUCUCAUUAAGCUUGUCUUUGGCCAUGGUGUUCACCUUCCGAUUCAUCACCACCCUUCUGGUUCACACUUUCAUUGCAUUGGAUAUUUUUGGACUGUUGUUUGUCUGCGGUGUCUUAUGGUGGCUGUAUUAUGACUAUACCAAUGACCUCAGCAUAGCAUUGGACACAAAAAGGGAAAGUAUGACGUGCUUGCUGGGGUUUGCUGUUGUAUCUACAGUUCUCACGGCAGUUCUGCUUGUCUUGAUUUUUGUCCUGAGAAAGAAAAAGGAAUCGGCAGUUGAACUUCUCUGGGUCACAAAUAAAGCCAUUAGCAGCUCUCCUUUCCUGCUGUUCCAGCCACUGUGGACAUUUGCAAUCCUCAUCAUCUUCUGGGUCCUCUGGGUGGCUGUGCUCCUGAGCCUGGGGACUGCAGGAGCUGCCCAGGUUAUCGAAGGUGGCCAAGUGGAAUAUAAACCUCUUUCUGGCAUUUGGUAUAUGUGGUGGUACCAUUUAAUUGGCCUCAUCUGGGCUAGCGAAUUCAUCCUUACAUGCCAGCAAAUGACUGUAGCGGGGGCAGCAGUUACUUCUUAUUUCAACAGAAAUAAAAAUGACCCUUCUGAUGGCCCAAUCCUUUCAUCUCUCUCCAUUCUCUUCUGCUACCACCAAGGAACAGUUGUAAAAGGGUCAUUUUUAAUCACCAUGGUGAGGAUUCCAAGAACCAUUCUCAUGUACAUUUACAAUACUCUGAAAGACAAGCAGUGGAGUGCAUGGGCAAGGAGCAUGUUCAGAUGUUGCUUCUGCUGUGUCUGCUGUCUUGACAAAUGCCUGCACCAUCUCAACCAGAAUGCAUAUACUGCCACGGCCAUUAAUGGGACAGACUUUUGUACAUCAGCAAAAGAUGCACUCAAACUCUUAUCGAAGAAUUCAAGUCAUUUCACAUCUGUUAACUGCUUUGGAGACUUCAUAAUUUUUCUAGGGAAGGUGUUAGUGGUGUGUUUCACUGUUUUUGGAGGACUGAUGGCAUUUAACUAUCACCGAGUGCUCCAAUUGUGGGCAAUCCCACUGCUAUUGGUAACUUUUUUUGCCUACCUAGUGGCCCAUAGCUUUUUAUCUGUGUUUGAAACUGUGCUGGAUUCACUUUUCCUAUGUUUUGCUGUUGAUCUGGAAACAAAUGAUGGAUCACCAGAAAAGCCCUACUUUAUGGACCAAGAGUUUUUGAGUUUUGUUAAAAGGAUGAACAAAUUAAAUAAUGCAAGGGCACAGAGAGAAGAGAAUUUAAGGAAUGAAGAAGGAAGAGAACUCCGACCCAUUGUGAGAUAA
Rhinolophus ferrumequinum (greater horseshoe bat) is the source of this 2240-nucleotide messenger RNA. RefSeq names its product solute carrier family 44 member 3 (gene SLC44A3). Lineage: Eukaryota; Metazoa; Chordata; Mammalia; Chiroptera; Rhinolophidae. Gene Ontology annotation, cellular component: membrane. The record is from RefSeq and is a predicted model, not a curated record. Gene Ontology annotation, molecular function: transmembrane transporter activity. Gene Ontology annotation, biological process: transmembrane transport.